AUGUUACUCCGUGCUCUCCUGAUUACGUUAUGCGUCGUUGAAUUACCGUACGUUGUCCGGGCACGGUUUGGUAUGGGACUUGGAUUAAUAGGACUUCGACGAUUUGGAUACGGAAGACUUGGGCGUGGCGGUUGGGGUCGUCCAUACGACCGUGGCUACGGAUAUAGUCAGCCCUACGGUAGUGGCUAUGGAUGGAGUCAACCGCACGGUGGUGGCUAUGGAUGGAGUCAGCCGUACGGCGGUUAUGGCGGUAGCUGGUACACAUAG
Necator americanus (New World hookworm) is the source of this 267-nucleotide messenger RNA. RefSeq lists its product as uncharacterized. Lineage: Eukaryota; Metazoa; Nematoda; Chromadorea; Rhabditida; Ancylostomatidae. The record is from RefSeq and is a predicted model, not a curated record. The coding region runs from base 1 to 267 and encodes 88 amino acids. The transcript is spliced from 2 exons.